Micropterus dolomieu (smallmouth bass) is the source of this 3055-nucleotide messenger RNA. RefSeq names its product leucine-rich repeat neuronal protein 1-like. Lineage: Eukaryota; Metazoa; Chordata; Actinopteri; Centrarchiformes; Centrarchidae. Gene Ontology annotation, molecular function: protein binding. The transcript has a single exon. The coding region runs from base 205 to 2352 and encodes 715 amino acids. Gene Ontology annotation, cellular component: extracellular matrix. The record is from RefSeq and is a predicted model, not a curated record.
AACAGACAUAACAAUCAGCAGAGGUCAAGUUUGCAGAUGAUCUUCUGUCCUGGAUUCUGCAAAUAACUUUAUCCUGGAUUAGAAAUCACUGCUCAGGAGAGUGCCUACAGCAUCUAGCUAAGAGCAAAUGCACCUUCCAUCCAAGCCUUUCUCCAGAACGCUGCCUCUCAUCUAAGCUUUGUGUGAGCAGAGAGAGCAGACAAUAUGGCGCCUAGCUCGCAGCGUUGGCCUUCUCUACUCUGGCUGGGCAUGGGAUUGCUUCUUUCCUUUCUGUUGCCCAUACAUGGCAAAGAUUGUCCACGUUUGUGUGUAUGCGAGGUUCGCCCCUGGUUCACCCCCCAGUCGACAUACAAGGAGGCAACCACAGUGGACUGCAAUGACUUGAGGCUCACGCGCAUCCCUACCAACCUGUCCACAGAUACUCAGGUGUUACUGCUCCAAAGUAACGCCAUCUCUCACACCAGUGGAGAGCUGGAGGCGCUGUUCAACUUGACAGAGUUGGACCUAUCCCAGAACAACUUCAGCACUGUGGAAGCUGUGGGCCUCACAAGCAUGAACCACCUGACCACCCUGCAUCUAGAGGAGAACCAGAUCAGCCAGCUGCCAGACCACUGCCUGGGAAACCUUUCCAAUCUCCAGGAGCUCUACAUCAACCACAACCAGAUAAACUCCAUCUCCCCUCGGGCAUUUGCUGGUCUGUACAGCCUGCUGCGCCUUCAUCUCAACUCCAACAGGCUCCAUGUCAUAGACAGCCGCUGGUUUGAAGAAACACCUAACCUUGAGAUCCUCAUGAUAGGGGAGAACCCAGUUAUUGGCCUCCUAGACAUGAACUUUAAGCCUUUGGGAAGCCUGAGGAGCCUGGUUCUGGCUGGCAUGGACCUCACCGAUGUGCCAGCAAAUGCAUUUGUAGGUUUGGAUAACCUUGAAAGCAUUUCUUUCUAUGACAACAAACUGGUCAGAAUCCCUCAACUGGCUCUUCAAAAAGUUCCCAAUCUGAAAUUCUUGGAUUUAAACAAAAAUCCAGUUCACAAAAUCCAAGAAGGAGAUUUCAGGAACAUGUUACAUCUGAAGGAGCUGGGUAUCAACAACAUGAUGGAGUUAGUCUCAAUUGACCGCUAUGCUCUGGACAACCUACCAGAACUGACAAAGCUGGAGGCCACCAACAACCCUAAGCUGUCUUAUGUGCAUAGGUUGGCCUUUAGGGACAUGCCCUCCUUGGAGAGCCUGAUGCUCAACAGUAAUGCACUCACUGCCCUUUACCAGCACACAGUGGAGAUGUUGCCUAAUCUGCGGGAGAUCAGUCUGCAUAGCAACCCAUUGCGCUGUGACUGUGUCAUUCAGUGGAUGAAUUCCAACAGGACCACGGUGCGGUUCAUGGAGCCCCUGGCCAUGCUGUGUACCUCCCCACCAGAACUCAGAGGCCAGCAGGUUCGAGAGUUAAGGCUGCUGGAGUCCCCGGAGCAAUGCCUCCCCCUCAUAUCACACAACACCUUCCCCGGACACUUAAACCUUGAGCUGGGCAUGAGUGUCACUCUCGACUGCAGGGCCAUGGCUGAGCCAGAGCCUGAGAUCUACUGGGUGACUCCUCUUGGAACCAAAAUCACAAUGGACACUGUGUCAGAGCGGUACCACUUGAGCAACGAGGGGACCCUGCGUCUGUCUCAUGUUCAGGUGGAGGAUUCUGGUCGGUACACCUGUGUUGCCCAGAACACAGAAGGAGCUGACACACGGGUCGCCACCAUCCGCGUAAAUGGCACCCUCCUCGACAGCGCCCAGGUGAUGAAAAUCUAUGUCAAGCAGACUGAGUCGCACUCCAUCCUGGUCUCCUGGAAAGUCAAUUCUAACGUCAUGUCCUCCAACCUGAAGUGGGCCUCAGCCACCAUGAAGAUUGACAACCCGCACAUCACCUACACAGCUCGUGUCCCUGUAGAUGUUCAUGAGUACAACCUCACACACCUUCAACCUGCCACCGAGUAUGAGGUGUGCCUUACAGUGUCCAACGUCCACCUGCAAACGCACAAGUCUUGUGUCAAUGUGACAACACGUAGUGCUACUUUUGCCCUGGACCUGUCAGACCAGCACCCGAGUGCGGCUGUGCUGGCUGUCAUGGCGACCAUGCUGGCCUUCCUCAGUCUGGCCACUGUGGGCGUCUACAUGGCUCGCAGAUGGAAGAGAAAAAACUACCACCACUCUCUGAAGAAAUACAUGUUGAAGACGUCUUCCAUCCCCCUGAACGAGCUUUACCCUCCUCUCAUCAACCUGUGGGAGACUGACGGUGAGAAGGACAAAGAUGGCGGCACAGAGGGAAAACCCUCUCCUGUUGACACCACACGCAGCUAUUAUAUGUGGUGAGGAUUUAGUAAGGAGGCCUGGCUGCCUCUCCAGCAGCACAAAAAGACACACUUUUGCCAUUUUGGUGCAAAAGUUGAAUAAAGUUGCAAAUGUUUUUUUGUAUUCUCAGCUUUGCUAAUAAGAGGCAGAGUGAUCAAUGACAUUAUUUUUAUUAGUAUAGCGUAUCGCCUUCGUUUGAUUCUUUUUAUCUCUUAAAUGUUUUGGACUCUCCAAGAUGGCAGCUGUAUUUAGCCUCCAGGUUGUCUUAGUUGCUAUGCUCUUGAUUCUGUGGUGCAUUUUUGACUAAUUUUCUUUUGGGAUAAUAAUACGGCAGCAGGGGCUGAUGGUCUUCUUGCAGCAUUAGUGAAAAUCAAUGUUUCUUUCUCUGUUUUGUAAAACAGGUAAUCUGUUGUGCACUGAUAGAUAACAGAGUUUUUGUAUGAACUUCAAUUAAAAGCUGACAGCGUGGUUUAGACUUGUUAAACUGUCUACUGAAUGUUAGCAAUUGUGCAGUAAUGUUGUAUCAACUAUACCUUUGAACUUUCUGAUUUAAAUUGAAAGAUAAUAGGAACUUAGUUUGCUGAUAAAUGUGAUGUUAAUGCUAGAAAUACAAAUGUUUGUUAAAACAUUGAGUUUUUUUUCUAAGGUACACUAGAAACCUUUCGACCCUUUCCCCGUUUACUCACUUAUUUUGCUAGACAUUUUCGCUAAUUGCUUAGUUGAU